Molecule: messenger RNA, 2203 nt
Organism: Rubroshorea leprosula
Lineage: Eukaryota; Viridiplantae; Streptophyta; Magnoliopsida; Malvales; Dipterocarpaceae
Source: the annotation of a GenBank genome assembly
GUUUAUGAGAAUAUUCUCUUCUUCUCCCUUUAUCCAGAAAUGACAGUUUUGUCUCUGAAUUGUUUCAAUUCAUUCCUCCUUCCUCCUCUUUCUUCUUCUCAAAUUCUCGAUCAAGUUUCGAGCUUUACUGUUGAUUCUCCCUCCAACCAUGGUUUCAUCAACAGGGGUUUUGAUAAUCGGAAAAAGAGGACUGCCCGGUUCGUGGUGUUGUCCACUCACUCCAACCCCAAGAUUCUCAAGUAUAAUAAGAAAUCACCAUACGGCCGAACUUUGUCGCCGUACAACAGUGAUGAAGAUGAGGAGGAGGAAGAAGAAAAAAAAUUCGAUGACGAUGAAGAAGAUGACUUCCCGCUUGACGAUUGGUUGAUGAAUGAUGACUUUGCAGAAAUUUCAGAGUAUAAUGUUAAUGGAAAGAGAUUUAAAUCACAAAAGGCCAACAAAGAAGGCAGUCAAAGACGACGUGGAAAACACCAAGGCUCUAACACAUUGAAAUCCAGAAAAGGUCUUGUUACUGCUGAAGAUCAAAAUGAUGCUCGAAAGAAGAGUAAUGCAAGAAAUUAUCAUUCUUCUUACAAAAUGAAUGAAGUUGGAUCCUUGGGUAUAAAUGAAAGAGGAAAGCUAGGCACAAGGACAUCUACACUGAAAGAGAAUAAGUACGAAAGGCUCUCAGAUGAAAUAGUUUUGGACAAGAGGUGGAUGCCUCUUCUUGACUAUCUAAGCACAUUUGGGCUCAAAGAUUCACAUUUCAUCCAAAUAUAUGAGAGGCACAUGCCAUCCCUUCAAAUCAAUGUGUGUUCUGCACAAGAAAGGUUGGAGUAUUUGUUGAGUGUCGGAGUAAAGCAGAGAGAUAUCAGAAGAAUACUUUUAAGGCAGCCACAAAUUCUUGAGUACACAGUGGAGAACAAUUUGAAAUCCCAUGUUGCUUUUCUAAAGGACUUGGGUAUUCCAAAUUCCAGAGUAGGGCAGAUAAUUGCUGCUGCUCCUUCCUUUUUCUCCUAUAGUGUUGAAAAUUCAUUGAAACCCACAGUUAGGUACUUGAUUGAGGAGGUUGGCAUAAAGGAAAAGGAUUUAGGUAAAGUUGUGCAGUUAAGUCCUCAGAUCUUAGUUCAGCGGAUAGACAUAUCAUGGAAUACCCGGUAUUUGUUUCUUUCUGAGGAGUUGGGAGCACCAAGAGAUAGUGUAGUGAAGAUGGUCACAAAACAUCCCCAAUUCCUUCAUUACAGCAUUGAUGAUGGAUUGUUGCCCAGGAUCAAUUUCCUAAGGAGCAUUGGAAUGCGUAAUUCUGACAUCUUAAAAGUCUUGACUAGCCUUACACAGGUAUUAUCUCUGUCGCUGGAGGAAAAUCUAAAGCCUAAGUAUUUGUACUUGAUUAAUGAACUUAACAAUGAGGUGCAUUCCUUGACAAAAUAUCCUAUGUACUUAACCUUAUCAUUGGACCAGAGAAUUCGACCUCGCCAUCGCUUCUUGGUUUCCCUAAAGAAAGCUCCAAAGGGGCCAUUUCCUCUGAGUUCAUUUGUUCCAACCGAUGAAUGCUUUUGUCAGCAGUGGGCUGGGACUACUGUAGAUAAAUAUUUAGCAUUUCGUGAAAGAUUAUUGCUCAAGGGUUUUGCAAAGAAAUAUGAAAAACAGGGAUAAUCUGCUGCUUUAAAGUUUUCCUUUAUUUUUGCACAACACAAGAAGUAGUAGGCUGGUCUCUCCACUGUCUAAUAUGCUAGUUUUGCUAAAAUAUGACAAGUUUUGGAAGGAAACUUGUAUUACAAGCCUCUAGCAAGCUAGUUAUCCGUGCCUAAAAUUUUAAAUGGAGUGGUGAGUCUGGUGACUUUGUUUCUCAUAUUGGUACCAUAUGGGAGUGGCUUUAUGGCAUGUUAUACUUGAUACAGUGGGAAUAUUUGAUUUUUCCACUCUCUGUGAAAGGAAUGUGGAUUGCUAACUGCUGGUGGCUGGAAUGACUUGAGGAAGUGAAGAACAGGAUGAUGAUCCCAUUUGCUAUUCAGAGGAGAAUUCUGAGAAAGCAAGUUACUUGGUGUUUCUGCACUAGGUGCAUUUUUGUUUCAGUUACUUGAUGGGCUCUGUAUAUCUUUCAGCUCACUAAUCUUUGUUGUAAAGCAUUAUCUGUUCUUUUGAUUUCUUUCUUGUACAAAAUCUUGUCAGACAUUAUUUUUUUUUGUUCUUCCCCAUGGUAUACCCUCCCCAUUCAACUUUU